GCGGCCGCCUGCGAGCGGGGAGCGGAGCGGACGGAGCCCAACAUGGCGGCGCCGAGCCUGGGCCGGCCGUGACGGGGCGGCGCAGCGGGGCCGGGCCGCGGCAUGGCGGCGUGAGGGGCCGUGCCCGCGGGUGAGGGGACGCGCUCGGGAGCAGCCCGCUCCUCCCCCCCCACCUCAGCGCGACCCGGCAGCGGGCAGAGGGGCAGCGCGGAGAGGCCUCGGGCGCCGGGGGAUGGCGGCGGCGUAGCGGGGCCGCACUGCAGAGCCCGCGGAGCCUCCGCGCCGCCGAACCGGCGUCUUGCGGCGGAGGACGGCGCCGCGCUUUUGGCCGAGAGGCUUCGUUGAGCCCGUGCCCGCCCCCCCCCCCGGCUGCGGGGGGCCGGAGCCGGUAACCGGGAGGGGUCGGGGCGAGCAUCGGCCCUUCCCGCAGCCCCGCUUUGGGGGGCUCAGCUCCGGGAGCUUUGACUCGUGCGGGAGCCGAGCGGGGUUAUCGGUGGUGCCCAGCGCAGGGCUCGGCUCCCCGGUGAGGGGGGGAGAGCCGGACCCCCCGGUUGGGAGUGAGCGCGGAGGGCACGGGAUGGGCUGGGGUCUGGGAGGAUAACCCGGCCCCGAGCCCCGCGCUUGGCUUUCUCAGAGGGGUUCUCGCUCGCCCCGGGAGCAGGCGCUGAGCUGAGGGGGCAGCUCGGGGGGUGAGGUGCUGCCAGGAAGGGAGCAGGGAGGCGGCUCCUCUGCAGCGGGGUCGUUGGACAAGAAAUGAGGUAGAGAGCACAGGGCGAGCGCUGGACUUCCCCCGUCCUCCCCGAGCCGGUCACUUAUUAAGUAAGGGGGAAAAAAAAAAAGGUGUUUUUUUGGGGGGAAAAUCAAAUAAUUGGGUGGCUUCUGGCAAGUCAACACCGAAUCCGGCUCCGGAAGUUUGGCUCCGGCGCUGCAAGAGCCACCGGGACCCUGCGGCGGGUGGAAGAAGUCAAGGAGCAAAGGGGAUAGAAGCCUCCGGCACGGCUGCUGUGGGAUUCCGGGAUAUCAGAGCUCCUCGCUAAGGGUUGAGGCGCUGCUGCAGGACGAUGGCCGCCUUCAAGCGGAGCCGAGCACAAGCGUGGCCGGAGGAGCGCGGGGACCGGGAGCACGGGCUCUACAGCCUGCACCGCAUGUUCGACAUCGUGGGCACGCACCUGACGCACCGCGACGUGCGGGUCCUCUCCUUCCUCUUCGUGGACGUGAUCGACGACUACGAGCGGGGCAUGAUCCGCAGCGGGAGGGAUUUCCUGCUGGCGCUGGAGCGCCAGGGCCGCUGCGACGAGACCAACUUCCGCCAGGUCCUGCAGCUCCUGCGCAUCAUCACCCGCCACGACCUGCUGCCCUACGUCACCCUCAAGCGCCGGCGCGCCGUGUGUCCGGACCUGGUGGACAAGUACCUGGAGGAGACGUCCAUUCGCUACGUGACGCCGCGAGCGCACAGCGACGUGGAGCACGGCCUCGGCCACCCCCAGAAAUCAGUGCCUCCCCACCACCCCGUGGUCUGCUGCUCCCCGGCGGGACCCCAGAUCUGUACCAAGAGGCCCGGGCGCAGCAGGACCCUCCUGGGCAGCCAGCGCAAGAGGAGGAAGUCAGCGACGCCGGACCCCAAGGAGAAGCAGACCUGUGACAUCCGCCUGCGAGUGCGAGCCGAGUACUGCCAGCACGAGACGGCGCUUCAGGGCAACGUCUUCUCCAACAAGCAGGACCCUUUGGAGCGCCAGUUCGAGCGUUUCAACCAGGCCAACACCAUCCUCAAGUCCCGGGACCUGGGCUCCAUCAUCUGUGACAUAAAGUUCUCAGAGCUCACCUACCUCGACGCCUUCUGGCGCGAUUACAUCAACGGCUCCUUGCUGGAAGCCCUCAAGGGCGUCUUCAUCACGGACUCGCUCAAACAAGCCGUGGGCCACGAAGCCAUCAAACUGCUGGUCAAUGUGGACGAGGAGGAUUACGAGGUCGGGCGCCAGAAACUCCUGAGGAACUUGAUGCUGCAGACGGCUCCUUGACGCAGCCCCGGCCUCGGGGGGGGCUCCUGCCGGGGGGGCUUUUCCUUAAAGAGAGAGAAAAGGAAAACGAUGGUGGAACACCCCCCCCCCCCCACAUCGGCUCGGUGCAGCACGGGGUUGGAGCCGCGGGGAGAGGCUGAUGUGUGUGUGUCCCCCCCCCCCAAUUCCUGUCACCCACCCCCCCCCCCACCCCCCUCACUUUAUUUUCCUUAUUUUUUUCCUCUUUUAUUUUAUAUCCAUUAAAAACAACAGGAAAAAAAGGCAAAUUCCCGCCUGGGGCACCUCAGUGCUGGGGCCGGGGGAGGUUUGGGCCGGGUGGGCUCAGCCCUGGGGGUGGCUUUGCCCCCCCUCUUGCCCUCUGUCACUAUCACGGGGGGGCGCCGGGGGCUGCCGUGUCCCCCUUGUUUCUCUUCAUCCCCCCCCCAUCAUCCUCCUCCCCGUCGCCUCGGUGGGUUUCUCAGGAGUAAAACCGUCCCCGCGGCGUCCCCCGGACCAUGUGCCUUCGCGUCCCCCCCCCCCGUGCGGGGCCGGGGGGCAGGACCAGCGCCGAGGGACCCCCCCAACCGCUCACCCCGCUGCCAACAGGGACACAGUGGGGCGGGUUGUGGCGCCCUGACCUGCCUGUUGCUGGCAGCAGGCGGCCGAGCCCCUGCCUGCGCUCUGCCCGCACUCGGGGGGCGGCUGCAGCGUGUGGUCCGUGGCCCCCCCAAACCACCCGUGUCCCCCCCCCCGCGGCUCCCGGGGUCUGGGAGGGGGGGUUUUCUCCAGCUCCAUCCCGGUUUUGUGGUGUUUCUCCCCAUCCCCACGCAGCUGCCGGGGGGUGACGACCCCUCGGGGUGGGGGGGGGGGCAGCCCCCCAGGACUCGUGGUGCGUGUGGGGGCCCCCCCAAUCCUCUGCUUACGGACAGUUCUGGCACAACUUGGUGUAAUUUCUGUGACUUCUGUAUUUUUUAAACUCCACUCGAACAUCAUAAUCCCUGUGUAGCUUUUGGGUUUCUUGAAAUAAACAUCUACCGCAGCA
Messenger RNA from Strigops habroptila (Kakapo), 3039 nucleotides. RefSeq names its product death effector domain containing (gene DEDD). Gene Ontology annotation, molecular function: DNA binding; protein binding. The transcript has 5 exons. Lineage: Eukaryota; Metazoa; Chordata; Aves; Psittaciformes; Psittacidae. The record is from RefSeq and is a predicted model, not a curated record. Gene Ontology annotation, biological process: regulation of apoptotic process; extrinsic apoptotic signaling pathway via death domain receptors; apoptotic process. The coding region runs from base 1062 to 2018 and encodes 318 amino acids. Gene Ontology annotation, cellular component: nucleolus.